CAACCGGCGUGCCGUGCGAAACGUGAAAGAUUAAUCACAAGGUCUGCGAUAACGCGAUGGGACGGCGAUAGUGAUGUUUCGAUCACGAAGUUCAAAGUUGUAUCGAUUAGCUGCUGAAAUGGGGUCUGCAAGCUGGUGGUUGAUCGCGGUCACCGCUGUGAUAAUCUCGACAGGAGCGACGGCAGCUCUCGAAGGACCGAACAUUUGUACCCGGCAAGAAACGUAUACGAUAACAGUAAAAGUAUCCGAGCAGAAACCAUAUACUGUACGAGAAAACACGUGGUGUUUGAGUUUCCCACCGAGAUGCUCCAAAUACAAAGUCGUCUACAGAACUGUCUACAAAGAGCAGGAAUUAGUAAAACAAAAGCCCGUAGAGGAAUGCUGCAAAGGCUACACGGAGACCACAAAUGGCAGUCGUUGCAUUCCAGUUUGUUCCGAGGAUUGCCGCCAUGGUACUUGUAUCGCGCCUGACAUCUGCAAAUGCGAAUCAGGAUAUGGCGGCCCGUUAUGCGACUUUAAGUGUCCGUCGGGUAAAUGGGGCAGAGAUUGCGAGAUGGAUUGUAAGUGCCAGAAUGGGGCCGCAUGCGAUCCGUUUGAUGGCAAAUGCAUGUGUACCAGGGGCUGGACCGGAGUGUACUGUGAUCAAAAGUGUCUUUUUAACCGCUACGGACAGGACUGCGCCGAGGAGUGUCGUUGCAGUAACGGUGGGAGUUGCCAUCAUAUUUCUGGCGAAUGCCAUUGCACCUCUGGUUACACAGGACCGCUAUGCAACGAAUUAUGUCCUGUGGGCAAGCAUGGCGAAGAGUGUAAAUCGGAAUGUCGUUGUCAGAACGGCGGAUCUUGCAAUCCUAGGACCGGUGAAUGCUACUGUACAUCCGGUUGGACGGGUUCAGUCUGCGCAAAUCGAUGCCCGGAGAGUUUUUGGGGCAAGAAUUGCUCUCAAUCUUGCGAUUGCUAUAACGGAGCAGGUUGUGAUCACAUUACGGGCAAGUGUCAGUGCAAACCGGGUUUCUACGACGACAAAUGUUUAAAAGUCUGUCCCGAGGGCACGUUUGGACUGAACUGCACAAACAAUUGUACUUGCGAAAAUGGUGCCACGUGCAAUCCUACUAACGGCACCUGUGUAUGCAGUCCAGGUUGGAUGGGUAAAACGUGCAGCCAACGAGCCUGCGAGGAUGGUUUAUAUGGUCUCAACUGUGCAAAGGUCUGCGAAUGCGAGAAUGACAAAACGGAACUAUGUCAUCCUUGGACCGGACAAUGUUCUUGCAAAAUGGGAUGGGACGGCGAAACCUGCGCCAGACCGUGUCCCUUCUAUACAUACGGAAAGGGUUGCCAGAAUCGUUGCAACUGCAAAAACAACGCACAGUGUUCACCCGUUGACGGCACUUGCAUUUGUGCAGCCGGGUAUCGCGGAAAGGAUUGCGGCGAGCUAUGUCCCGCAAACACCUUCGGAGAAGACUGUGCGCAGAAGUGUGCCUGCAAAAACGGAGCCAGCUGUUCAGCUGAGAACGGACGCUGCAACUGCACGGCUGGAUGGGUUGGUGUUUUGUGCGAUCGUCCCUGCGACGACAAAUCUUAUGGCAAGGAUUGCGAGGACAAAUGCAAGUGCUUUAACAAUGCUGCCUGCAACCCGCAAAAUGGCACGUGCACAUGUGCGGCUGGUUUCACCGGCAUACUAUGUCAGGAUCGUUGUAAAAAGGGCUUUUUUGGAAACGGAUGCAAUCAGAGUUGUGACUGUGUCGAGGAGAAUACCGUGGACUGUGACUCCGCUACCGGACGUUGCAUCUGCAAGCCAGAAUGGCGAGGGGUACAAUGCGAAACAAAGUGCCCGGAGGGUCUUUACGGCAAGGAUUGUCACUCACAUUGCGAAUGCAUGAACAAUAGUUCGUGUGAUCCCACAACCGGAAGUUGCGUCUGCGCCAGGGGUUGGCAAGGCCCCAAUUGCUCACAACCUUGCAAUGAAGGAUGGUACGGACUAGGAUGCAGAGAAAAAUGUCCAGAGAAAAUGAAUGGAAAUAUGACUUGCGAUCACGUUACCGGUGAAUACGUUUGUCGUCCGGGAUACCUGGGUCUCACCUGCGAACAUCCGUGUCCACCCAAUCGUUAUGGGCUAAACUGCGCGAAUCGUUGUCACUGUAAAAACGGUGGAGAAUGUCAUCAUGUAACAGGUAUAUGUCAAUGUCGACCUGGUUGGCAAGGCGAGUACUGUCAAAUACCUUGCGCGGAGGGCACAUAUGGUGUAAAUUGCACACAACAUUGCAAGUGUCAGAACGGAGGUAAAUGCAGAUCCAAUGAUGGACAUUGUCGAUGCUCGCCUGGAUGGACUGGAACUAGAUGUACUGAAAUUUGUCCUGAGGGAUAUUAUGGUGACCAUUGUAUGGAAUCUUGCGAAUGUAAAAACGACUUCUUUAUGUGUCAUCCAGCUGAGGGUUGUAUUUGCAGGCAUGGAUAUACAGGUGAGAACUGCGACGAACAGCUAUUCUCCCGCAACAUCCAAGAGAAGGAAGAUGGGGGAUACGGGCACAUUGUAGGAGCCGUAUUUGCGACUAUUGUUAUAAUUGGUGUUUUGUUUGCUGCAUGGAUGUACCAUCGUCGCCGAGUGGCUGAUCUCAAGAGCGAGAUAGCUCAGGUACAAUACACAGCUGAGCCUGUAUCUCCGCCAGAUCGAAAUCAAUUCGACAAUCCAGUAUAUGCGUAUCAAGGGUCCUCGAAGUUCGAUGAUGGUACUACUACGUUGCUAAACAAUUUCCAAUUUCGGAAUAAUUUCCAUAAAAAUAUAAACACCGAGAAGGCUAAAUUUGGCUUAAACAGUUGUACUGAUGAUGAAGAUGAUUGUAAAGGAGCAUACGGACUGCAAUAUGAUUUAAAGAAUAGGGACGCCGAUAUGGGAAAUCCAAACUUGAAUGUAUAUCACAGCAUCGACGAGAUGGAUGGCAAAAAAGUUGAACACGUCUACGACGAGAUUAAACAGAACAAUGAAUCGGAAUAUGACGAAUUAAAUCAGCCACGGCCAGUAAGCUGGAACAUAAAGCCACAUUCGACAGCCAAUGGCUUCCUGCCUAAAUCACACGACAAUCCGGGACCUAGCAAAAUGAUAGACAAGGAUCCGGAAUUAGGCGAUACCUAAAAAUUCGAUAUAGCGUUCCUCGUUUUUAACUGCCCAGUCUCUGUAUUUUGUAACAAAAUACUUUAUAUAGUAAAAAAGCUGUGCAUUGUUGUUAUGGAUAUAUAAGGACUGCAUAACGAGUUACAGAAUACAGGCCUAGGUUUGAAGUAGAAUGAGCUUCAUUUACGCUCGUGGUUGGAAGACUAUGUCUUUUUCAUAAGGUGCAAGUAGAGAUGAGCGAUAUAGAAAUAUUUUAAAUAUCGAUAUUUUUGAACUUUUUUCGAUAUUUUGUAUUGAUACUUUGUAUUUCGAUAUUGACGUAUCGACAUUUAAACUUUCAAUACAGUCUGUUAAACUCGCGCGUGUUAAUUUAGUAUGGAUUGAUAUUGAAUUAAAAGUAGAGAGCAAUCAAAGCAAAAUUUAUUUAGAUUAGUUUUUCUAAAGAA
Messenger RNA from Cyphomyrmex costatus, 3552 nucleotides. RefSeq names its product multiple EGF like domains draper (gene drpr). The record is from RefSeq and is a predicted model, not a curated record. Gene Ontology annotation, molecular function: protein binding; scavenger receptor activity. Bases 74 to 3127 code for a protein of 1017 amino acids. The transcript has 17 exons. NCBI's taxonomy places the organism in Eukaryota, Metazoa, Arthropoda, Insecta, Hymenoptera, Formicidae.